UUCUCUAAAUAACCUAAAAUAUAAGCCAAGGAUACUUUUAGAAACAUUUUCAAGUACAAAGUAAAUUAAAUUAACUCUGCUAGGUAGCAAACUGUGUAGUAACAAUAAGUACAAUGUUUUUGAACAAAACUAUCAUAAAUCCUAUUUGGCGCUGCGUUACAAAACCUGUGUUGACAAAUAAUAUAAGACAGGAAGUUUUGAAGAAAUUCAUCAGUACGACUGUUUGUUCAAAAUAUAUUGUUACAACUUCUUUAGUGCCAAAUAAAUGCCAAUUUUAUUGGUCUUAUAAUACGAUCCGACACAAAUCAAAAAAGCAAAGGGCCGAAGAGUCAGAUGAUGAAGGAGAUACCCUUGAUGAUGAUCCAUCUUUGUCAAGAGAUUCAAAAGUAGUGAAAUUCAACACCACAUCAUUAAGGACAGACUUGAUACUAAAAACGGCAUUAGGAGUUGCUAGAAAUAAAAUAGAGCAACUAUUCUAUGAAAGUAAAAUUAGAGUUAAUGGAAAAAAAAUUGUAAAGAAAAGUCUUUCAGUUAAAAUAGGAGAUGAAAUUGAUAUCAUAAAGACUGUUAGCCCAAAGAACUCUGAUCAUUUGUACAUUUCACGCAUUGAAGUGAUGAAUUUAACUGCAAAAGAAGAAACCAUUGUAGUCACCGCACGGAGAUUCAAGACACUGCUCAUUGAAAAUUAUGAAACUGAUCCAUACAAAGGGACUGCAAAUGAAGAAUAAUAUAAUAAUAACCUGAGACUCAAUCUCAACUAGUUUAGUAGUUUCUGUAAAUAAAUUAUAUUACUAAUGA
Messenger RNA from Leguminivora glycinivorella, 798 nucleotides. RefSeq names its product mitochondrial transcription rescue factor 1. Bases 114 to 728 code for a protein of 204 amino acids. The record is from RefSeq and is a predicted model, not a curated record. NCBI's taxonomy places the organism in Eukaryota, Metazoa, Arthropoda, Insecta, Lepidoptera, Tortricidae. Gene Ontology annotation, molecular function: RNA binding. The transcript has 4 exons.